UUAACAUCUCUCUAUAUAUAGAGCUUCUGCUGCAGUAUCAGGACUAGGGUUUUACACAGCGGCUGCUCCUGUUCUCUUCGUCUUCUUGCUCGGAAAACCCCCGUCACCGUCGAAGAAACUCAGCUUUGCAACCAUGGGGAAGACACGAGGUAUGGGAUCUGCUCGAAAACUGAAGUCCCACCGAAGAAGGCAAAGGUGGGCUGACAAGGCGUACAAGAAGUCUCACCUUGGUAAUGAAUGGAAGAAGCCAUUUGCUGGGUCUUCACAUGCCAAAGGCAUAGUUCUUGAAAAGAUUGGUAUUGAAGCCAAGCAGCCAAACUCUGCUAUCAGAAAAUGUGCUAGAGUUCAACUGAUUAAAAAUGGGAAGAAGAUUGCUGCUUUUGUUCCCAAUGACGGUUGUUUGAACUAUAUUGAGGAGAAUGAUGAGGUUUUGAUUGCUGGAUUUGGACGUAAGGGUCAUGCGGUUGGAGAUAUUCCUGGUGUUAGAUUCAAGGUUGUGAAGGUCUCCGGUGUCUCCCUACUGGCACUCUUCAAGGAGAAGAAGGAAAAACCAAGGUCUUAAGUUUGCAAUGGAGACUACUAUAGUUUAUUUCUAGUUCCUCUAAAAGACUUGGAAUGGCUUUCCUUUGUUUUUGAGUGGAUAUGGCGAACAACUUUUUAUCAUUCUAGUUAUUGUAUUGAAUAUUUCUUGUUUUCAAAUUUUGCCCAAGAUUAUAUGGUGCUUCCAGUUA
Messenger RNA from Manihot esculenta (cassava), 731 nucleotides. Its product is annotated as 40S ribosomal protein S23-like. Gene Ontology annotation, molecular function: structural constituent of ribosome. Gene Ontology annotation, cellular component: cytosolic small ribosomal subunit; ribosome. Gene Ontology annotation, biological process: translation. NCBI's taxonomy places the organism in Eukaryota, Viridiplantae, Streptophyta, Magnoliopsida, Malpighiales, Euphorbiaceae. The record is from RefSeq and is a predicted model, not a curated record. Bases 134 to 562 code for a protein of 142 amino acids. The transcript has 4 exons.